This is a messenger RNA of Vigna unguiculata (cowpea), 887 nucleotides long. RefSeq lists its product as uncharacterized. NCBI's taxonomy places the organism in Eukaryota, Viridiplantae, Streptophyta, Magnoliopsida, Fabales, Fabaceae. The record is from RefSeq and is a predicted model, not a curated record. Gene Ontology annotation, molecular function: zinc ion binding.
CUACAAAAAGAAUUGAAGUUAGUUGGAGAAGUUGGAAUGCAAUAGUGAGUUGAGACAUUGGAAAAGCGCAAAGAGUGGUGAAAAAUAUCUAGUCAUGGUGUAGUUGGAUUAUGCGGUUCAUGAAGAAUUGGAAUUGGAAGAGUUUUUCGCGGGAGAAAAAUCUCCGGAUAAAUCGGAGAAACGAGAUAUUAUGAUAGGAGAUUGGGGAAGAAUCGGAAGUUGUGCUUGCGGGAUUACACAGAGAGAGAAGAGAAGAGAGAGAAAUGGAGGAAUCGUGCGCUCUGUGCAAGAAGAGGGCGGCGAUGGUGUGCGACUCCGACGAGGCAAAGCUGUGCUGGGAGUGCGACGACAAAGUUCACAGCGCGAAUUUCUUGGUGGCGAAGCAUUCGCGUGUGCUUCUGUGUCGUUCCUGCCAUUCCCCCACUCCGUGGAAAGCCUCCGGCACCAAACUCACGCCCACCGUCUCCUUCUGUCAACCUUGUGUCGCCGAUCGUCAUACCAGGUUGCACCGCUUGGUGAACGAUGUUCGGCAACAACAGAAAGAAGAGGAGAAUGAAGCGCUUCCACCGUCCUCUGCUUCCGCCACGUCACCACCCCGUGCCGCCGCUUUACCGUUCAAGCUAUUAAGAAACAACUCUUUCUCCAUCGAUUCCAUCGAUUCCCAUGACGGGACAGCGUGUUCUUCCUCAGAGAUGCUACCCAGGGCAGUAGGGAAGGAUGAAAAGAUGGUGAAGGGUUGUGUUAGUGAGUAUAAGUAGUUUUGUUGUUUCCUCGUUAAUUUUGCUCUGAAAAUAACUCUGUAACUCACGUUUCAUGAUACAUAUAUAUGAAGGAUGUACGUAUCUUUAAAUCUUUGUUUGUUCCUAAGUUCAUUUUCUACACUCGUG